GAGGCACUCGGUCAACUCCUCUGGUGCUCUUCGACCUAGAAUACAAAAACAAGUACAAAAAAGCAUCUGGGUACUAGAAGAGAAAAGAGAUGCUUUCAGCCACACUACAAAUGCGAAACAAUUAAGCUAUAUCGACAAAUCCCACUGUCUUUGAGAUUUCAGAUCAACAACCUAUUACAGUACUAAUUCGUCGAAAUAUGAGUAUUUUUUCUUAUGAUUAUUGGUCUUUCUGGUGGCAAAGCAAUGAUCAAAAUGAUAACAUUGCUCUAAUUAUGUUCAGUCUCUCCCUUGUUUUGUUCACCGUUUCAUGGUACUCUUGGAUGCUCAAUAAACCGAAACACCUGCUAUUGCCACCAGGGCCACGAGGUCUCCCUGUGGUAGGAAGUCUCCCCUUCCUCAAACCCGAGUUCCACUCAUAUCUUGAGAGCCUGGCUCGGACCUAUGGUCCAAUUCUGACGCUCAGGCUCGGUCAAAAGAUAAGCAUAGUGAUCACCUCACCAGCCUUGGCGCGUGAGGUCCUCAAAGACAACGAUGUCAAUUUUGCAAAUCGUGACGUUCCAGCUGUCACAAAAGCCAUGGAAACUGGUGCUUGUGAUAUUGUGUGGACACCGUAUGGUCCAGAAUGGCGGAUGCUGAGAAAAGUUUGUGUCCGUGAGAUGCUUGGACAUUCGAUCCUUGAUACUGUGUACCACAUCAGACAGCAGGAGAUAAAGAAUACUUGUAAAUAUUUGUAUGAUCAGGCAAAUUGUCCUGUUAACUUGGGUGAACAAAUGUUCUUAACAGUGCUAAAUGUGAUUACAAAUAUGUUGUGGGGUGGAUCGGUCAAGGGCAAAGAGAGGGCUGCAAUUGCGAUGGAGUUCAGGCAAGCGGUGGCUGAGGUAUCUUCCAGCCUUGCAAAGCCAAAUAUAUCUGAUUUUUUCCCAGUUCUGGCCAGGUUUGAUUUGCAAGGGGUCAAGAAGAAGGCAGAAGGUGCAAAUAAGAAACUUGAUCUGAUAUUUGAUGCUGUAAUCGAUCAACGUUUGAAAAUGAAGGAGGGUGGUGGUGCAGAGAGCAAAGACUUUUUGCAGGUUCUGUUGCAACUGAAGGAUGAUCAAGAUGCCAAAGUACCUCUGACCAUGAAUCACCUCAAAGCACUCUUGCUGGACAUGGUUGUUGGCGGGACAGACACAGCCUCUAACACGAUUGAGUUUGCGAUGGCAGAGCUUAUGAACAGUCCUGAGAUCCUGAAGAAAGCCCAGGAAGAGAUUGAUUUAGUAGUGGGAAAUGACAGCACAGUGGAAGAGUCACACCUUCCAAAACUACACUACUUAAAUGACAUUAUGAAAGAAGUUCUGCGUUUGCACCCUGCUCUUCCACUCUUAGUGCCACAUUCUCCAAAUGAAUCCUGCAUAAUUGGAGGCUACACGGUUCCUAAAGGAUCUCGGGUCUUUAUCAACGCAUGGGCAAUACAGAGAGAUCCAUCAAUCUGGGAAAAUCCACUGGAGUUCCGUCCAGAACGAUUUGCAGAUGGUAAAUUAGACUACAGUGGCCAUGACUUCAGUUAUUUCCCUUUUGGCUCUGGCAGAAGAAUUUGUGCAGGAUUGCCGAUGGCUGAGAGAACAGUAAUGUACUUCCUUGCCUCUCUUCUGCAUUCUUUUAACUGGGAAUUACCAGCAGGAGAGAAGCUGGAUGUUUCUGAGAAGUUUGGGAUCGUGUUGAAGAAGAGAGUUCCUUUAGUUGUAGUGCCAACUCCAAGGCUCUCAGUUUCCUCAUACUAGCUUCCUGAUAAGAAGGCUAUUUUCCAAGGUUUGAACUUGUGAACUCACAGAUAGCAAGCAGACAUUUGACGGUCACACCAAACACAACUUUUAAGCUGCAUAAAAAUGUGAUUCUUACUCUUUCGUUUGUAUUUAAGAAUGAGUGAAUUAGUCAAGUUCGUUGCAUAUUAAUGUCACUAUAUGUAACAAAGAAAUUAUAUGAAAAUAUACAACUGAAACCUUGAUGUUGAUCUUUAUAAAAAAUAAUUAGAGGAUUGCUUGUUUCA
This is a messenger RNA of Daucus carota subsp. sativus, 2023 nucleotides long. Its product is annotated as geraniol 8-hydroxylase. Lineage: Eukaryota; Viridiplantae; Streptophyta; Magnoliopsida; Apiales; Apiaceae. The record is from RefSeq and is a predicted model, not a curated record. Bases 198 to 1757 code for a protein of 519 amino acids. The transcript has 2 exons. Gene Ontology annotation, molecular function: monooxygenase activity; heme binding; oxidoreductase activity, acting on paired donors, with incorporation or reduction of molecular oxygen.